Apodemus sylvaticus (European woodmouse) is the source of this 1824-nucleotide messenger RNA. RefSeq names its product docking protein 7 (gene Dok7). Gene Ontology annotation, molecular function: protein kinase binding. Bases 1 to 1824 code for a protein of 607 amino acids. Gene Ontology annotation, biological process: positive regulation of protein tyrosine kinase activity; neuromuscular junction development. The transcript has 10 exons. The record is from RefSeq and is a predicted model, not a curated record. Lineage: Eukaryota; Metazoa; Chordata; Mammalia; Rodentia; Muridae.
AUGACCGAGGCAGCGCUGGUGGAGGGCCAGGUCAAGCUGCGGGACGGCAAGAAGUGGAAGAGUAGGUGGCUGGUGCUGCGCAAGCCAUCGCCGGUGGCAGACUGUCUGCUGAUGCUGGUCUACAAGGACAGGUGUGAACGCUCCAAGGGCCUUCGGGAGCGCAGCAGCCUCACCCUGGAGGACAUCUGCGGCCUGGAGCCUGCCUUGCCCUACGAGGGCCUGGCCCACACUCUGGCCAUCAUCUGCCUGUCUCAGGCCGUCAUGCUGGGCUUCGACAGCCACGAGGCCAUGUAUGCCUGGGAUACUCGGAUCCGCUACGCGCUGGGCGAGGUGCAUCGAUUCCACGUGACGGUAGCUCCUGGCACCAAACUGGAGAGUGGCCCAGCCACCCUCCACCUCUGCAAUGACAUCCUGGUCCUGGCCAGAGACAUCCCUCCAGCUGUCACAGGGCAGUGGAAGCUUUCUGAUCUCCGGCGUUAUGGGUCUGUACCGAAUGGAUUCAUCUUCGAAGGCGGGACCAGGUGUGGAUACUGGGCUGGAGUCUUCUUCUUGUCCUCAGCUGAGGGAGAGCAGAUCAGCUUCCUGUUUGACUGCAUUGUCCGAGGCAUCUCCCCGACCAAAGGCCCCUUUGGGCUUCGGCCAGUUCUCCCAGACCCGAGUUCUGGGGGGCCCUCAGCCUCAGAAGAGCGUGUUGCCCAGGAGGCACUGGAAGCCCUGCAGCUAGAGAAGAGACUCAGCCUGCUUUCACACUCUGGCCGGCCAGGCAGUGGAGGGGAUGACCGAAGUCUAUCCAGUUCCUCUUCUGAGGCGAGCCACUCAGACAUCAGCGCCAGCAGCCGGCUCACUGCGUGGCCAGAGCAGUCCUCGUCCUCAGCUGGCACGUCACAAGAAGGACCAGGGCUGGUGGCUGCCCAAGGCCCAGGAGAAGCCACGCUGGGAGCCUCAAGGCCACCCCUCAAGCCACUGCGGCCUCGGCAGUUACAGGAGGUUGGCCGCCAGAGCUCCUCUGACAGUGGCAUCGCCACAGGCAGCCACUCCUCCUACUCUGGCAGCUUCUCGUCCUAUGCUGGCAGCAACCUGGACGUGUGGCGGGCUGGUGAGGAAUUUGGUUCUCUCCUCAGCCUGCCCCCUGGAGCCAGCGCCCCUGAGCCCAGACUGUGCGCCUGCCCGCCUGGGGCGGCCGAGUAUCAGGUGCCCACUUCAUUGCGACACCACUACGACACACCUCGAAGCCUGCGCCAGGCCCCCAGAGACCCAAGCCCAGCUGCCCAGGGCAGCUCUGACCACAGUUCAGCCACAGACUUGGGAGGUCAGGCACCCACGGGGUGUCCCUCCAGUUGGCUGGGAGCUCGGCGACGGGGACAGGCGACGGAAGGGCCAGGCAGUGAAGCUGUGUCACCCAGUCCAUCCCCUGGCGAGUCCUGGGAAGCAGGCAGCCCCCAUGCAGGGCCAUCUCCAGCUUUCUUUUUGUCAUGUUCAAUCUGUGGCGGACUCAAGGUCGUGGCUACUUCAUCCCCUGGACUCACUGUGACACAUCCAGGCUCUCCAGGGCCCAUGGCUGCUGACAGCCCCGGGCCUGAGCGACCACACAGCGAGACGUCCACGUAUGUGAAUAUCCCCGUCAGCCCCACCUCCAGACUGCAGCUGCACUACAUGGACCUGGAGCUCCCAGGGGCCAGCGGGGGUGUGCGAGGGGCCAGCACCUCCCGCUAUGCCCAGAUUGACAUUGCAGCUACAGAGACGGCGCAUCGCGUUGGGGUCCGGCACGCGCAGACUCGGGAGGAACGAUUGCCGGAGUUGGAGCAGCGGAAGAAGGGUCCCUGA